Drosophila willistoni is the source of this 2500-nucleotide messenger RNA. RefSeq names its product 43 kDa receptor-associated protein of the synapse. The record is from RefSeq and is a predicted model, not a curated record. Gene Ontology annotation, molecular function: acetylcholine receptor binding; protein-membrane adaptor activity. Lineage: Eukaryota; Metazoa; Arthropoda; Insecta; Diptera; Drosophilidae. The coding region runs from base 183 to 2090 and encodes 635 amino acids. Gene Ontology annotation, biological process: chemical synaptic transmission. The transcript has 8 exons.
GUGUGUGUACAUGAAGGUCACGCAACACAGUGAAACAGGUCCUGGAGUAGAUCAAGGUCCAUGACCAAAAUUGUGACGUGUAUGCUGCGCCCAUGCAAAGGAGUUGGUGUUGAAGGUGUUUACUUAAUUUUUAUCCGACUCUGUGUUUGAUUUUCAGCGCAUUGCGAAAACCCUGUUGAGCCAUGUCAUGGGAGAGCAUUGCCUCAAAGGAUCUGCUCAGUAUUCCACCCAGUCACAACUUGUCGGCCACACAUCUGUUAGCCUCGCCCGAUGGCUCGCGUUAUCUGUUGGAAAACUCAAAUGACUUGUGCCAGUUGGAUGAAAGCUACUCGAGGAUUGCGGGAUAUGGUUCCGAUGGAGGAGCUCGUUCCCCUUGGGUGCGUCAAGGACUCUUGCGACCUGGGCAUGGUAGCACGGUGAUUAGCUGUUUCCUGGCUUGCCAACGAAGUCUGCGUCAGUACAUAGCAAAGCGAAAGAUCGAGCGCGGAUUGCGACUGUAUGAGCAGCAUAAUCAAACUGCGGCAGUCCGAACAUGGCGAAGCGCGUUGAAGGGCGUGGCCAUGUCUUGUCGGCGAGAGGACUGUUUCCAGCUGCUGGGCUACCUCUACCAAGCUCACAUGGACUGGGGAAAAUUUCGGGAAGCUAUUGAAUUUGGCCACCAGCAGCUAGGAAUAUCGGAGGAGGUUGAUUCGCCAAAUAUGCGAGCGGAAACAUACUUGAACUUAAGCCGCGCUCAUGCCAGUCUUGGUGGUCUGGAGCGGGCUUUAAGCUACGCUCGACACUCGCUUUAUAACGAGUGCGGCACCAAAUGCCGUAGUGGGCUUGUUCAUCUGACAGUAGCCCGUGUUUACCUCGAAAUGGGCGGAUUUUCUCGAGCAUUGGAGGGACUACAAGGUGCUCAUAAAAUAGCAAUAGCUAUAGGGGACCCAUCGCUUGAGUUGCAGGUCUAUGUAGCUCUCUCUGAGCUUUUUGGUCGUCUCCAGGAUAACGAUAAGAGCGCCACCUAUGCAUCUAAGGCAUAUGAUUUGUCAAGGUCCUUACAGCUGGGGGAUUUAAAUUCAUGCCACCAUCGUGCUGCCCUACUUCGGAUGGCUGCAUCCUUACGCAAGCAAGGUGAACUCGGAGAUGCUCACGACUACUGCAAGGAGGCUACCCGACUCUCGCUCAUAUCCGGAGAUCAAGCAACAUAUACGCGCAGCAUUCGAAUCAUGGGUGAUAUAUACCGCAAGAAGAUGGACAUAGAUCGAGCGUUUCGGCAGUAUGAGCAGGCUAUGGGCACAUCGGCUAGUCUGGGCGAUCGCAUGUCUCAGAUGGAAGCUAUGGAUGGGGCCGCUCGCUGCCUGGAAACAUUGCGUCUACAAAACAAGAUUUGCAACUGUAGACCCUUGGAGUUCAACACUCGUCUCCUGGAAGUCGCCAGCUCCAUUGGAGCCAAGCUUCUGGUUCGUAAAAUACGUUGCCGAUUGGCUUUGAUCUACCGCGCACUGGGCGACGAGGAUCAAUACAACACGCACUCUCGCUUGGCCAAGCAAACAGAUGCAGCAUUGGGCCUCAACUGCGGGGGAUGUGGUGAGUUGUUUGGCAUGCAGCCUUCCAGCUUAGAAGCUCUGCCUUGUGCCCAUAUUUUACACGCCAGAUGCGCUCACGAAUUUCUCCGACGACGCGACAAAAACACACCUACCCGAUCCUGCCCUGCCUGCAAUAAGCUGCUAAACUCCCGGCUGCACCUGUGUGCAGGUGAAAACGAAAGUACUGAUGGAGGCAGCGCCACUACAGUCACUCUCAAUGCCUGUAAUGGAUUGUCUGUAGAUGGACUCUUAGCACUAAAUGGAGAUACUCUGCUGCCGCUUCCAGUACAGGCGCGUGCCAUCAAGGAGUCCAUGGAACUGGGGUCUGUCUCGGGGGUGGGCGUGUUUUGUAACAAGUCCUUGCCCAAUAUUGAGAGCACAACACUCUUACUAUCCGGCACUGCUCCUCCAUCUCCAAAGGUGUACCACAGUAACUUGUCAUUAGCAUCGCUCAGCAUGCGCGCUUCUAGUCUCCUGACAAUCGACAGCGGCAGCGGACGGAAUGCCACGUCUUCUGUAUAAGUUGCCACAUAAUCAUUCUUUUUAAUUGUUUGCGCGUCAAAUGCUUGGAACAAUUGGACGCAGUAGCAGAGUUGUGAUUUUUUGAUCGAAGACAUAGAUAGCUGCAUAUUUAUGGAGGUAUUACAAUUUGGAGCAUUUAAAAUGCUACCACCACAUCCACACAUGCAAAGUUAACAAUAGCAGUAAAGGGGUAACGGCUGAGUGUAAGCCAUUUUCGAGUAGUUACAUACAUAUGUAUGUAUGUUACAUACAUAUGUAUGUAUGUACAUGCAUAUAUAAAUCUCUCGAAACUUUGAGCUCGUGGCUUGAAUUUAAAUCUGUAAUCUAUCUAUUAAUGACUAGAGUACCUUAUCCGGCGAAUAGUAGCGUAUCUCAGAUCCCAAAAAUGUUUAGAUAUAAAUUCGCAAAAA